Messenger RNA from Linum trigynum, 1645 nucleotides. The record is from the annotation of a GenBank genome assembly. NCBI's taxonomy places the organism in Eukaryota, Viridiplantae, Streptophyta, Magnoliopsida, Malpighiales, Linaceae.
AUUUCCCAACAACUCGAGUUAUUGGGACCAAGUGGUUAGUUCGCUAACAUGGUAUCAGAGCCUAGAACCGAAAGGUCAUGGUUUCGAAUCCUCAUGACGACCUCAUUUUCAGCCAUUUGUUUAGCACAAGGGAUGGUAUGUCCAACCUGUGCAAACUAAAGCCUCGUGGUUUGGCAGCACAAGGGUUCAACCUGUACAAACCGUAAAAAAAAAAAAUCCACAAUUCGGCAUCGGCUUUCGUUUGAGGGGGCGUAUAUCCAUUUCCCAACAACUCGAGUUAUUGGGACCAAGUGGUUAGUUCGCUAACAUGAUAACUUGGACGCGACUUAUCUUGCCGCGCGGGUCUAGAUUUUCACACUCGUAUCAAGCAUGUUGCCGUUCACUACCGUUUCGUGCGACGUGUAACAGGGAAUGAAUCUUGAAAUUUCAUCUGCAACGGUACGUCAUUUCCUUUCAGCAAAGAAGACGGUCAAUGCGGCAGCGUUUUUCUCCUUGGUUUCCUGCCGGCGUCGUUCUAAUAGCCACACUUAUGUUUGACAACGGUGUCCGUUUGGUUUAUCUGCUUUCUUCGUUUUCUUUCGUCUCCAGAUAGGAGAUUGUUUCCAUUCCAAGCUAACAAGACAAGAAUGUGUUAGCUGGGUUGUCUUCUUGCUUUGUAAGGGAUGAGGGGGUGUGUGGCGGCGUAACCGCUGGAUGUUCAGUACUAGAGUUCCGGUGACUCACCAUGUAAAAGGAAGUGGUCAAAAUUCAUAUAUGAUUUCUCCCGGUACAUUGACACGAGUAGGUUUGUGACAUGAUGUCAGAGAUGGUUUAUCUUUGAGAUCACUUGUUCAAAUUCUGAUCACCUCAAAAUUAACCGUUGUCUUAAACACACAUUGGUAUAACGCACAUGUGCAAGCGUCUGGUUGGUCUUGUCUUGUGAAUGGGCCCUGGCCCGAUUUCCGAGUUGGUGGAUGAAGGUCUCUCCUAUGAGCUAUUUGGACCGGUCCGUCUAUCAUCAUCAUCCAAAUAACAACAUCGACGAGGACCUCUUCACCACCGCACUCCGGUUUCGACUGCUCAGGCUACAUGGCUACAAUGUGCCUAGUGACGUAUUCAAGAGGUUCCAGAACGAAGAAGGAGAAGGAACCUUCAAGGAGGAGGAGUUGGGGAGCGACGACGCCGAAGGUAUGAUGAGCCUGUACGAUGCUGCAUAUCUUCAUAUGCAUGGAGAGACGAUAUUGGACGAAGCCGUCGAGUUUACGAAGGCUCAGCUAACUAACUGUUGUUAGGACGGAACAACAACAAAACGAGGUUACCGAAUCUGGAGCUGAGUCGGGGACUAGAUCGCUCUCUUUAAGACGUUCGCGGCACUGCCCUCGAUGCGCACGGCAGACUAUCAACUGGUCGUCUCCAGGAUAUAACAACUCCUCUCAAUACUCGCGGUUUUGUGCGAAAACCCUCUCUGAACACUCUCUCUAUUGUGUUUAUGCUCGUUGUAGUGUAUUUAGCAGUGUUAUUAAAGCCGAGCCGAGCCGCUCGGCCCGACCGGUAAAACCGCUCUGACAACAUUGGUAUUUAGAGGGGCUGGGGAGGCGGCUAUUUAUAGGAGCCAAACCCCUAGGAAUAUACCCUCUUACUUGGGAAAUAAGUCGGAUUAAUUAAG